AUGGGAAAUGCUAUGAUGGGACAAGUAUUGAAAAACGCGAGUAAGAGUCAGAAAACGCUCCAAAAGGCGACUAAGUCGGUGAUGAAUCCCCAAGCAGCGGGGGCCUCUUCCCAUCGAAGGAGUAGUCAUCAUCCUAAGGAAGAGGAGGGUCCUGGCAGUAGAAAGGAGUCGGUGGUUGAUGAUGAGGAAUCUUCAUCGACCCCACCGACCUUAUCGAAGGAGGGCACGGCAGUUGGUCCGACUACUACAGCGGACGCUGAUGAUGAGAUUAUAGUGGUACAGGAGGGGACGUCACCUGAUGAUGAACAAUUGGUGCGAGGAGUGUCGAGCUUCAGUGAUGCUUCUUCUGAGGGGGAGAGGAGGCGACGGAACUCGUCAUCGGGAGAGUCCUUUCAAGACGCGUGUAGUGACCAUGAUGGAACUGGUGAUGAAGGCGAGGACGAUGCUGAAAAUGAGAGAGAGGCUAAUGAACGGUAUGCGUCGUAUGAUGAUCGUGCCGGUGGAGUGAAUGCAUCGAAGAGGCAAUCGGAAGAUGUUGAAGGGUUUGCUUUAUGGAGUGAUGAGGGCGAGAUGAAGGGUGCAGACUCGAUAAAAAUGUCAGAAUUGCGGAUUCUCGAUAAAGUCUGUGAAGUGCGAUUCAACCACUACCAUAUUAACGAACUAGUAGUGGAGAUAGCAGAGGAAGGCCCUGAGGAUUCUGAUGACAUAACGACACGGUUCAUCUUUCGUGAGUACGACCAGACAUCGCAGAAUGAGAACGCCUAUGGGAGGCCCCAGUUGGUGAUGGUGGCAUGCUUCGCUAGCCAGUCCGAGAAGUUUAUACAGAUUGCUAAGGGUCUCUACCCCGACCUCCGCGCGGACUUGGACGCUGAGAAGGGCAGAAGUUCAGAGCUAGCAGGAACAGUUGAAGAGUUGCGUGCUAGGGUAGAGGCCCUGUGCAAUGAGAAGUCUGGUCUCGUUGAGAGUCUCGCUAGGGAACAAGCACGAGCUGUGGAGCUCGAUAGAGCCCUCCAGGAGGCUAGCAGAGUUGAGGCAGAAAAGUUGGGCAAUCUAGAGAAGACCAAUACAGAGAGUGUACCUCCUCCUCCUAGAGGAGAACCAGAAACGACUUUGUCAUCAGAACCCGUGAAGUCGUCCAGUAGUGGGGUUGUUGGACCGCCUUCAUCUGGUUCCCUAUUGCCUGUGCCCAAUGCUACGGCCCCUGUGCCCAAUGCUACGGCCCCUGUGCCCAAUGCUACGGCCCUUGUCCCCAAUGCUACGGCCCCUGUCCCCAAUGCUACGGCCCCUGUGCCUAAUGCUACGGCCCCUGUCCCCAAUGCUACGGCCCCUGUCCCCAAUGCUACGGCCCCUGUCCCCAAUGCUACGGCCCCUGUGCCUAAUGCUACGGCCCCUGUCCCCAAUGCUACGGCCCCUGUGCCCAAUGCUACGGCCCCUGUCCCCAAUGCUACGGCCCCUGUCCCCAAUGCUACGGCCCCUGUCCCCAAUGCUACGGCCCCUGUCCCCAAUGCUACGGUACCAACAGCUGCCACAAAGGCGACUGCAUUGUCGCCUGUGGGAGCUUCCAGUCUGAUGAUGAGCAGUCCAGCUGAGGUGGGUUCAAUGCUCGAGUUUGGCGAGUUGACAGUCACCCCUCAGCGUGAUCACACUCGGAAGCCCUCGACUGUCUCCUCUUAUAGCGGUGAUGUGGCCGAUGAGAGGACGGCGGAGGAUAUCAGAACGGCUGGUGUUCCUAAGGACAUGUUCCAGCAACAUUCCAGUGAGCUCAUGCUCGUGGAUGCUGAGGGCGGGGAGGAAGCGUUGGCGUCUCCCGUCGGAGAGCUGCGGAAAACUGCUGGAAAACAGACUCCACCUGACGACUUUUGGGGUACCGACGCGGCGUCCCCCAUCCCCAGAUACGGGGUGUCGAACACUGGCAAUGCGGCAGUUUUCGCCAUCAGUACGCCUGAUGGAGAUCAUCACGUGCAGCCUGGAGGCGCUCAGGAUUCGACUGUGAGUUUUUCACCGGAGACGGCUGGCGGUAUGCGAAGUGGCAGUGGCUCAGUUAAGAGCGGAGCGAAGCAGAAGAAGUCGGAUGAUUCGGGGGAUACGAGUUUCACUCGACGACCUACGGGCGUAGCGACAUUGUUUGAGGAUGACGAAGUGGACACCUCUGCCUUAUUUGGCUCUGCUAAUGCGAAGGAUGACGGUCUGGACUUUGACAGUAUUCUCAAUUCGGAGCCCUCGACACCGUUCACGCAAGGCCCUGGGCAACAGGGUACGAUACACAAGUACAACAAACUCAACAGCAAGGAUGGGGCGCUCGUCCGGUUCAGCAGGCUUAUCAAGGGUCGCAGCAACAGAACCGCUGGCAACAACCAAAUACCCCUACACAGAGUGGAAUAUACGUGGAGGGCACUCUAUGAUGAAACCAUGGGCUAG
Molecule: messenger RNA, 2418 nt
Organism: Perkinsus marinus ATCC 50983
Lineage: Eukaryota; Perkinsozoa; Perkinsida; Perkinsidae
Exons: 15
Coding region: 1-2418 (805 amino acids)
Source: RefSeq, a predicted model, not a curated record